Papaver somniferum (opium poppy) is the source of this 1149-nucleotide messenger RNA. Its product is annotated as probable fructokinase-5. The transcript has 3 exons. Gene Ontology annotation, molecular function: fructokinase activity. The coding region runs from base 1 to 1149 and encodes 382 amino acids. Lineage: Eukaryota; Viridiplantae; Streptophyta; Magnoliopsida; Ranunculales; Papaveraceae. The record is from RefSeq and is a predicted model, not a curated record. Gene Ontology annotation, cellular component: cytosol. Gene Ontology annotation, biological process: fructose metabolic process.
AUGUCGAAGUCAUCAUCAUCAGAGACUGUGUGUUUUGGUGAGAUGUUAAUUGAUUUCGUGCCAAACGAAUCCGGUGUAUCACUAGCUGAAUCAGCUGGUUUUCUCAAAGCUCCUGGUGGUGCUCCUGCCAAUGUCGCUUGCCGUAUCGCUAAGCUUGGUGGUUCUUCUGCUUUCAUCGGAAAGUUCGGAGAAGAUGAAUUUGGACAUAUGUUGGUUGAUGUAUUGAAAGAGAAUGGAGUGAACAGUGAAGGUGUUUGCUUUGAUAAGUAUGCAAGAACAGCACUUGCUUUUGUUACAUUGAAGAAAGAUGGCGAAAGGGAGUUUAUGUUCUACAGAAACCCGAGCGCUGACAUGAUGUUGAAAGAAUCUGAUCUUAACAUGGGUUUGAUCAAACAAGCGAAAAUCUUUCAUUAUGGUUCUAUUAGCUUGAUCACUGAACCUUGUCGUUCGGCUCAUAUGGCUGCCAUGAAAGCUGCUAGGGAGGCUGGUGCUUUACUUUCUUAUGAUCCUAAUGUAAGGGAACCACUCUGGCCUUCUGCGGAAGCUUGUCGUAAAGGUAUUAAGAGUAUCUGGACUUGCGCUGAUAUUAUCAAGGUUAGCGACGAUGAGGUAGAAUUCUUGACCCAAGCAGAUGCUGCGGAUGAGAAGAACGUUUUGUCACUCUGGUACGACGGUUUGAAGUUGUUGUUGGUAACUGAUGGUGAGAAGGGGUGCAGAUACUUCACCAAGAACUUCAGAGGAGCUGUGAAGGGGUUCCCAGUGAACGCGGUGGAUACUACAAGCGCUGGUGAUGCUUUUGUUGGUUCAUUACUUUGCUGUGCUGCCAAAGAUUCGUCAAUUCUAGAGGACGAAAACAAACUGAGAGAAGCUCUAAGGAUGGCUAAUGCUUGCGGCGCAAUCUGUACAACUAGGAAAGGAGCCAUUCCAGCACUCCCGGACAAUGUUGCUGCACAAAAGCUCAUUUCUAGUUCUCGAAGCAAGUCUAUUUUUCCAACCGACUCGGAGUAUGAUGGAUAUGAUACCGAUGAAUUGAUGUUGGACACUGAAAAAGGGCUACUCGUUGUUGCUGAGAAUGACGGAGUUACUCAAGAUGAUGAUAUCUAUGAUUAUUCAAACUAUGUUGAUUAUCACUGUAAUGUUGUUGUUUAA